Molecule: messenger RNA, 1242 nt
Organism: Botrytis fragariae
Lineage: Eukaryota; Fungi; Ascomycota; Leotiomycetes; Helotiales; Sclerotiniaceae
Product: putative fe-containing alcohol protein
Exons: 2
Coding region: 1-1242 (413 amino acids)
Cellular component (GO): mitochondrion
Molecular function (GO): alcohol dehydrogenase (NAD+) activity; metal ion binding
Source: RefSeq, a predicted model, not a curated record
AUGGCAGCCCCUAGUGAGACCUACACUCCGGCAUUUCCUCCAAAAACCAAGCCUCACAUUUCAACCGGCAUCCCCUUUCCUGAAGCAUGUGUCCAUCACAUCAAAGACACAUUCCAUGCCUCAAAGAUCUACAUAAUUGUAUCGAACUCUAUUAGCAAGACUUCCAAUUUUAGCUCUCUUCAAGAACAUCUUGGUGAUCUGGUUGUGGGCGUGAGAUAUGGAAUCAAGCCGCACACACCAUGGGAUGAUGUUUUGGAAAUCGUACAAGACAUGCGAGAGAAAGAAGCAGAUAUCAUUGUUACACUUGGAGCUGGAUCACUUACUGAUGGAGCAAAACUCAUCUCAUUCGCAUUAGCAAACAAUGUAUCCACUACCGAUGAACUCUACUCUCUCUCGGCAGAGGCCAAAACCUCGGAUCUAAAGCCAUGCCAAGUCCCUAUAAUCAAUAUUCCAACAUCCCUUUCUGGUGGGGAGUACUCGCCCUUUGCUGGUGCGACCAAUACUUCGACGCAUCAAAAGGUUUCCUUUAGUCACCCAUCGAUGGGCGCAUCUCUUAUCAUUCUAUCUCCUUCCCUGUGUAUUUCUACUCCUCAACAUAUCUGGCUUAGCACUGGUCUUCGAGCCGUAGAUCAUUGUGUCGAAGGACUAUGCUCGCUUGAUAAAAAUGUUUGCGCCGGAAGCGAUGAGGAGUUUUCGAAUGGAUUGAGAUUGCUUGUACCAAAUUUAUUGAUCACUAAGAAAGAUCCGACAAACGAGGACGCGAGAUUAAAGGAAAUGUGGGGGGUGGUGGAAGCAAUGAAAGGAAUUGGCAGAGGUAUCCCGAUGGGCGGGAGCCACGGAAUUGGGCAUCAGUUGGGACCACUAGGUGUUGGCCAUGGCGAGACGAGCUGUAUCAUGUUACCACAUGUAUUGAAAUAUAAUGCAAAACAUAGUAGCAAUGACGAGAAAGUUGUUGAAGGACAAAGAAAAGUACUAGACAUUUUGUGGGAGGAAGCUACUGUCAAGGCUGUGCUCAAGAGAAGCGGAUUGGAAAGGGAAACUUCCGAUGCAGGUGAUGUGGUUGGUGCUAUCGUGCGCGAACUUGGCAUGCCGAGAACACUGAAGGAUGUAGGCGUAAAGAAGGAGCAAUUAGAUGCGCUAGCGGAUAAUUGUUUGAAAGAUAGGUGGUUACCUACAAAUGCUGUACCUCUGACUAGUAAAGAGCAAGUGCUUGAGGUGCUGGAAAUGGCUGCCGGUUCAUAG